AUGGGGAAAAAGCUGGACGGAUACUCGCCCACCAACUUCGACAAAGGACUGCCAACCAAACUAUUUCGACAAUCAAAGACAAGCAAGGUGCUUUACAGCUUGGUGAACAUGACGUCCAGUGUACUGUGUAAUGACAGUGGACUGAAGCCAGGUUCACUGAAGGGUGCAGCAGUGGUUGUGAUUGACGGAUCCUGUAAUCUGAGUCAGAAAGCUCAAGUGGCUCAAGAAUUCGGAGCUAAAGCAAUUAUUAUCACCAAUGUUGAUGCCAUGAGGUCGUCCUCGAUCAGUAAGAGUGAACAUUCCAACCUGACCAUUCCUCUGGCCCUCAUGAGGUCCCAGGACUACAUCGAUGUACUAAAGGUGUUUUCAGGCAAUGAUACUAAGGUGCAGAUGUAUGCCCCGCCCAUUCCUGAGUUUGACUUCAGCAUCCUUAUCAUGCUGGUACUCGCCGUCUUCACCGUGGCCAUGGGGGGGUUCUGGAGCGGUGCUGCCGAGAGGGAGAAGCUGAAUGCGAGAGCGCUCUCUGCUGGUGAAGAUGAUAGUGGAGGAGAACUCUCUCUGUACUCUCCUCUGAAGAUUCUUCUGUUUGUGGUGCUGAUGUGUGGGAUGCUGCUGCUCAUGUACUUCUUCUACAGAUACCUGGUGUACGUGAUCAUUGUGAUCUUCUGCCUGGCGUCAGCGACAGGACUCUACAGCUGCUUGAAAGCUCUGCUAAAUGCUGUGGGCUGCAGUAAACUCAGUGUACAGUGUGGAGAAAGGAGCUGCUCUGUGAGGAAUCUGAUGGUAGCCGCGGUGUCCAUCACUCUGGCUGUAGUGUGGGGUGUUUACCGUAACGAGGACAGGUGGAUCUGGAUCCUGCAGGACUUACUCGGUGUUGCUUUCUGUUUGAACUUCAUGAAGACCAUCACACUGUCCAACUACAAGAUCUGUGUGAUCCUGCUCAGUCUCCUGCUUCUGUAUGACGUCUUCUUCGUCUUCAUCACCCCCUUCUUCACACCUAAUGGAGAGAGCAUCAUGGUGCAGGUUGCUAUGGGUCCGGAUGCUGCAGGAGAAAAGGGCAGUGGUGAUGUGGUGGUUCCAGGAGAUCCAUCAUCCUCCUAUGAGAAAAUACCCGUGGUGAUGCGCAUCCCCAGGUUUGCAGCGUGGGCUCAGAACCUGUGUAUGAUGCAGUUCUCCAUCCUGGGAUUUGGUGACAUCAUCAUUCCAGGCCUGUUGGUGGCGUACUGCCACAGGUUUGAUGUUUGGACGGGCAGCUCUAAGAUCUACUACAUCUCCUGUACUGUCGCCUACUGUUUGGGAAUGAUCCUGACCUUUGUGGUGAUGUUCCUGAGUAAGAUGGGACAGCCGGCUCUGCUCUACCUGGUCCCCUUCACCCUGAUCACCAGCGGCGUGCUCGCCUGGAGACGCCAAGAGUUCAAACAGUUCUGGGCUGGAACCGCCUACCAGGUGUUGGACUCGACCAGGGAGCCAUUAUUACCAGGUGGAGACGCUGAACAUCCUGUCACCGUGAGGAAGUGCUGAGUGUGUGAGUGUGUGUGUGUGUGUGUGUGUGUGUGUGUACAGUGUGAUUACUGUGAUUAAUUCAUGACAUUUAUCUUUAAUUGCCUUAAUUAAUGGUUAAUGAGGCUCCGCCCACUCCUGCAAUAACACACCUGAACCCUGAGUCCAGCAGCACCAACACUCAUCAGACUGUGUGUGUGUGUGUGUGUGUGUGUGUGUGUGUGUGUGUGUGUGUGUGUGUGUGUGUGUGUGUGUGUGUGUGAGGGAGUUUCUCCUCGUCAGUGACAUCACUGGUCCACUUGAUUUCUGCUUCAUCAGAGCAGUGGGAGGUGAACAUGCGGUAGUGAUGUUGGCGGAAAGCUUCUGUAACCUUUUCUAAUCUCUACAUUAAAAACUAUAUACUAAAACGUCAGAUCUAAGCAGGACAUCAUUAGCAGUGCAUUAUGGGAGCUGUAGUUUUCUGCUGGUUGUUUUUUAUUGAUUCUCUAAAUUCUUUUGACUGUAUAAUAACAGGUUUUGAUUUGCUGGUGGAUUCGAGCAUUUUGAUUCGAUGCUUUAAACUUUAUUUAUAAAUCUUUAUCUGAAAGCAAAUCUCUAGAAUCAGACAGACAUGCUCACCGUCCUGCUCUACAGUCUGAACAUCAUGAGUUCCAUCCCUUUUGAUGGCAUAUUCUGUUGUUGUCGGGGGUCCUAGAGAGUUUAAUAGUGCUGCUGUGUGAGUGGAACCAGUUUCAGGUAUCUGACAUGUCAGAGGAACUAGAGCUGCUAGCUUCACGCGUUACCAGUUAACUCUGCUAAUCAGGUGUGUUAAUGAGGGGCAGAAACGGCGGCUUGUUUUUUAUUAAACCAGCAUUUUUGGGGGUUUUGUACUUAAUUCUUCUUUUGAUUUUCUGACUAUAAUUACAAACUGAACAAAUUGAAUCUUUAUAAGAAUGAUCAGUGUGUUUGAUUCUGAUAAUAAACUGACAUUUUC
This is a messenger RNA of Trichomycterus rosablanca, 2473 nucleotides long. Its product is annotated as signal peptide peptidase-like 2A. The transcript is spliced from 16 exons. Gene Ontology annotation, molecular function: aspartic endopeptidase activity, intramembrane cleaving. Gene Ontology annotation, cellular component: cytoplasmic side of endoplasmic reticulum membrane; Golgi-associated vesicle membrane; lysosomal membrane. Lineage: Eukaryota; Metazoa; Chordata; Actinopteri; Siluriformes; Trichomycteridae. Bases 1 to 1521 code for a protein of 506 amino acids. Gene Ontology annotation, biological process: membrane protein proteolysis. The record is from RefSeq and is a predicted model, not a curated record.